Cutaneotrichosporon oleaginosum is the source of this 310-nucleotide messenger RNA. RefSeq lists its product as uncharacterized. Gene Ontology annotation, molecular function: zinc ion binding; DNA binding. NCBI's taxonomy places the organism in Eukaryota, Fungi, Basidiomycota, Tremellomycetes, Trichosporonales, Trichosporonaceae. Gene Ontology annotation, biological process: DNA-templated transcription. Gene Ontology annotation, cellular component: RNA polymerase III complex; RNA polymerase I complex; RNA polymerase II, core complex. The record is from RefSeq and is a predicted model, not a curated record.
CACACCGCACAUCCAUCAUGUCCAACCCCUACCAGUCGUCGCGCCCAGACGAGUCGCACCUGCCUAAGCGCGACGCGCCCAAGCCCACCGAGGCGAGCGAGUACCUCUGCGGCGACUGCGGCCAUAAAACGUCGAUUAAGAUGGGCGAGCUGAUCCGCUGCCGCGAGUGCGGGCACCGUGUCAUGUACAAGCCGCGCACGCACAAGAGUGAGUACUUCGGCCAGCCGCCUGUCGGGAGUAUUCGCUGACGAGCAGUCGUGAGUCGCCUUUCUCGGCUUGGAUAUUGUCCCGCACCAUUGGGUAAUUGCUG